This is a messenger RNA of Diabrotica virgifera virgifera (western corn rootworm), 4511 nucleotides long. RefSeq names its product LIM homeobox transcription factor 1-beta (gene Lmx1a). Gene Ontology annotation, biological process: regulation of transcription by RNA polymerase II; neuron differentiation. The record is from RefSeq and is a predicted model, not a curated record. Gene Ontology annotation, cellular component: nucleus. The coding region runs from base 107 to 1339 and encodes 410 amino acids. The transcript is spliced from 6 exons. Gene Ontology annotation, molecular function: RNA polymerase II transcription regulatory region sequence-specific DNA binding; DNA-binding transcription factor activity, RNA polymerase II-specific. Lineage: Eukaryota; Metazoa; Arthropoda; Insecta; Coleoptera; Chrysomelidae.
AAAGCUCAUGGCAUGUAGGGUUGGUGCUUGUGCGUAGCUGAAAACGUGUCUUGUGCUCUCGCGGAUUCUUAUGUGACAGUUUUUUGAGUUUGUUUGUAUCGACAAGAUGUUGGAGUUUUAUCCCAAUCUGAAUUUGAACCCGGCGAUGAUGCAGGAGAGGAACGGGAUUGGAGGCCCGGAUUGCAAUGGACGACCAGACAAUGGACUGAUAAAAUGUGAAAAGGCGUGGUGUGACAAUAACAAUUUACAUAAUCCUUUAGAUAGCAGUAUAAUAAAAUGUGAGAAGACUUACGAAAUGUGCGAAGGAUGCGGCCACAAAAUCCACGAUAGGUACCUGAUGCGAGUAGCAGAUUCAAGCUGGCACGAACAUUGUCUCUGCUGUUCGAUAUGUGGAGUACUGCUGUCCCAUUCGUGUUACACUAGGAAUACCAAACUUUAUUGCAAGGCUGAUUAUGAUAGGAUAUUUGGAGUGAAGUGUUCAAGAUGUGGAGACCGAUUGCUUCCUCACGAGAUGGUGAUGAGGGCCCAGCAGCACGUAUUCCACUUACCAUGCUUCGCCUGUGUUGCCUGCGGUCAACCUCUCCAGAAAGGAGAACAGUUCGUUCUUAGAGCUGGGCAACUCUUUUGUAGAGGAGACUUUGAGAAGGAGCUGUAUCUUUUGCAACAGGCUAGUUCGGGGGACGAUGAUCUACUGGAUGAAAAUAGCAGACCCAGAGAUGGCAGAAGAGGUCCCAAGCGACCGAGAACAAUCCUCACCUCCGCUCAACGACGACAGUUCAAAGCCUCCUUCGAAGUGAGCCCCAAACCCUGCCGCAAAGUCCGAGAAGCCCUGGCGAAAGAAACCGGCCUCAGCGUCCGGGUGGUACAGGUUUGGUUCCAAAACCAGAGAGCCAAAAUGAAGAAGAUCCAAAGAAAAGCCAAACAGGACGACGGGAAAUCGUCGAGUGAUAAAGAAAAAGGUGAUAAGGAUGAUAAAGUUAUUAAGCAAGAAUCGCCAAGUAGUGAGCACGGGCAUUAUAUGAGUUUGGGCAAUUUGGGUGAUGGCCAUUUUCAAACUUCUAGUCAACCCCUAAAUCCCAACGUUCCGUACUCACCUGAUGAUAACUAUCCAGCACACUCUGGCGAGAGUUUCUGCAGCUCAGAUAUCUCUUUGGACGACAGUACAAACUUCGAUCAGCUGGAUGAAGCUACAUCGGAUACCAUGUCUCUCCAAAACCUCGAACUUCAGUCACAUUCCCACCACAACGAAGCGGGCUCUACGUCCACAUCGACCUCCAUAGCUAAUCCCAUAGACAAACUCUACCUCAUGCAGAACUCAUACUUUAGCACAGAACAGUAGACGAGCAGGAGUAGAUCACGGAUAAAUUUUCUCAAGGGAUUUUAAACAAGUGUUAAAAAUUAAAGUUUUACUUAAGUAUUUGGUCAAAUUUUGAGUUGAAAUUACGGUUAUUUUAAAAACUAAAAUUUUCACUCCGCGCGUCCUGACGACAAGAUCUCUUCGACUGGUUUGCGCUAUCUCUUUCUAGCACAUUGUACCGAGAAACUAAGAUGAGAUUAAGGUGUGAGUAUAGGCACGGAAGAGGAGGACAACUGUCUAACUGACAACGCAGCUUAAUAUGUGUAAGAGUGAAACAGCACUAAUCCAAAGAAAAAAGAUGGUGUCGUCACUUCGCUUUGAAUGACACUCUCUCUGUGUCAAUAUAUACCUCUAUGGUAUGAAGUAUGUUAACUCUAAAAUGCUGUGUCUGUGUACCUACCUGCUUGACUGCUUGACUUAUCCUUGUUUUUCCAUUUUAACCAGUAUAAGUACUUAUAGCGAUAUGUUUUCUGUUUUUUUUUUGGUCAUUUUAUGUUUUCUUCUUUAUAUUUCUACUUCUGUUUAUAAAAAUCUUACACCAGCUAUGUACAUAAAUAUCUUUCUUCUUGAUGUCUAUCCUAUCCUAACAUAUCAGUGAAGAAUAUUGGCGUUUAUCACGACAAUCUUUAUCUAAUCUGGAGUAGGGCAGAAAAACUUCAUAGAUGUUGUGUUGAACCAGGUAUUGAGGUUCUUUAACCAGGAUGUUCUUCUCCUUCCUGGACCUUACUUUCCAAAUAUUUUCCUUGCACUGGGCUUAUAGGAGGGCAUAUCUGUUUUUCUUUUUCUUUAUUUUUCUGAGGACCUCGUCAUUUGUGACUCAGUCAGUCCACGUGAUCUUAAGUAUUCUCCUUUAGGUAUAGUCAUAUCUCAAAUGCUGCUAAUCUUCUGCACAUAUCUUCAUUUAAGGUCCACAAUUUGACUUCAUAAAAAAGGACUGACAAGACAUAGCCUCGCACCAUUCUUACUUUUCAAAUCCACAAGGAAAAAGGUUUUCCUGUAGCUGGCUGUAUACCAUAUAUCACAAAAAAUUUAAGUAAAAUUCUUUAUAAAAGGCAUACAAUUUAUUAAAAUUCCCUAAAAAGGGCUACAUCACAUAAUGUAGAACUAGCUUUAGAUCUGAUUACAGAUCAUCAGUGCUGAAUAGGAUGCUCACAUGCUAAGCCACCAAAAUUGAAAAUAUUUGGGUAAAAAAUAAUUAACAUGGAUGUUUUAAAUAUCACAUGAUUAGGCCCCGGGCACCAUUUGACCCUCACUUGAGUUUAAUACAUUCAGAGGUAACUAUAUGACAACUAAUUAUAAUGACUAUAGUGCGGUAGCAGAUCCUCUGAACAACCAAGCAUGCGUGCACUUAGAACAAAGCUUCUCUGAUACCAACAGCAUUAUUUACGAACCUGAAAUGGUUGUGGGAAAUUUGACUUUCACAGAGCUUGUAAAUUUUCUAAUGGAUUAUCUUUAGGAACAAUUUUAGGAGAUGCCUAAAAUUGUUCAUUCAUUUCAGCCAUUCUGUUGAUAUUUCUCCAGAGUUCUAUAUAUAUUGUUGAGUAUCUUUGUGAGUAUUGCUAUUGACUCAUCCAUUAGUUUGAGUAGUUCUGCCUGUAUGUUGUCGGGGCCUGCUGCUUUGCCAUCCUUUAGCUUUGUUAUUGGAUAAUAAACUUCCUGGUGUUAUAAUUUUGCUCCAUUAUUUUCCUCUUUUUCUAGCUCAAAAGUUCUCUUUGGUCUUCAAACAGUUUCUCUAGGUAUCUUUUCCACGUUCUUAUUUUACACUGUUUGUCCAAGAUGAUGUUUCUAUCAGAAUCAGUUAGAUUUCCUUUCUGUCUCCGUUUUAGUAAACCUGAGUUCUUUAACUUUCCUAUGUACAUUGUGAUUAUCGUACUUUGGCUGUACAUAGAGUCUCAAUUUCUUUUUAUUUCUUCACUGCUUCUUUUUCUCUCGCCUCUCUGAUUUUCCUUCUUUUGGGUCUGGGUCUGAGUCAUUUUUGGCUUUUCUUUUUUCAAUCAUUAGUUUCGGGAUCUCAUCUGUUAUCCAUGAUUUUUUGUGCAGUCAUUUGCUCGUUUAACGUGGCUGACUCUCACUUUCAUAUUGGUCUUUUGGCAUACGUAGAUCGUACGACUCUGAUUUCAUCCUAGUUGAUACCUCGAUUAAUAUUAUUUGUGAAAUUCAAUGUUUCGUUUAGCAAUUAUAACACUGGCAGAUUUAUUAAUUCACUGACUCUUUGUUGACUUACAAAAACUUUAAUUAACAGAUAAUAAUUAUUAUAUUUGAUACGGAAUAAGAAUACAUAUUAUUCCGUAAAUAUAGGUUUGGAUUUUAUAUAAGAGAUAACCACUGAGAAAAUUUAUCUAUACCGUAAUAUGUAAAUAAUAUAGAUCGGAGAAAAGUUGAAAACAUGAAAAAAUGUAUAAACUUCAUUCGAAUAUUUUAUUAUUUACCAAAAGUAUGUUAAUUGUUUCUUUAUUUUAUAUUUCCACACAGAACAAUUUUCUACCAUUUUCAAAUUAAAUAGGGUGUGAGUGAACUUAUGACACUAUAAGGUAAGUUGACCAAAUAAGGCCCACUUAAUGUUUGUUAGUUGUUUUUUGAUAAAUAAAAUCACGAUAUAAAUCUGAAAACCACAGAGAAGAUAAAUCACAUAUUUAAAUUUAAUAUGAGAUUGUUAAAUUUUGUCAAAUGUUUUAUGAGUUGAUACUUUUUAGUCUUUAAAAAAUGGUUGCUUCUGGGCCUAAUUAGGAACACCAUGUUCUUAAUAAGGCCCACUUCAUGUUCUUAAUAAGGCUCACUUUUUAAAUGUGACAAUUAUGCCUGGUUGCACCAACAGAUCUUCAGCUCCAGUUUAGCCCAGUUCAGCUUAUGUCGCAUUGACGUUCCACGUCUUAAGCUUAAGGUCUAUUGGUGCAACUAUACAUUAAUCAAAUUAAACAAAGGUGACAUGUAGGACAUUUAUUUUGUAAAAAAUAAUAGGUACUUAAAAUAAUUAUUGCAAACAGCCUGGACAUAUGAAAACUAAGUCUUUAUCAUCUGCUGAAAGUCCUACACACUCUUCAUGAAUAUAUCGUUUGCAGCUGUCACAAAGUCUCAUAUCCUUAACGACAUCCUCAUUGCAGACGAAACAAUACCAACUAUCUUUUCGUUCUUCUUUGUUUUUUGAGGUUUCAAG